AUGGAUAAAACUUGCAAGCAUUUCAAACUCAAUGUGAUCGCUUUCGAGAGAGGAAAGAAAUCCAACGACAGAAAACCAAGGAAGAAGGCUCAUAAAUCUAAGAGAACAAAAACCAGAGCACACUCUGCUAACAAGAAGGACCAGAUAAAGAUCAGGAGCGAGCCUUUCACACAAGGCGCUAUUGAGCUGGAUGUUCAGACAGUAUGCAACUAUGACGGAAUCAUUAUCAAGGUUAGGACCGUGAUUCUCGGUCAAAAUGUUGAUUUGAGAAUCGAUGACGAUGACAAUUUCGGUAGUAACUAUACGGUUACCACCUGCAUAGCACGAGAUCGCAACGACCGUGAAAGUCUCACUAUCAUCGAGGAC
Ostertagia ostertagi is the source of this 366-nucleotide messenger RNA. The record is from the annotation of a GenBank genome assembly. NCBI's taxonomy places the organism in Eukaryota, Metazoa, Nematoda, Chromadorea, Rhabditida, Trichostrongylidae.